AUGGGUUGCGGGCCCUCCACUCAGUGUGCCUCCACUGUUUCUGGGAGCGAUGUAACGGGGUGGAAACCGCACGCCGGGGAGGAGGAUGAGAAUGGCGGUGGAACGAGGGCAAGGUUCUUUCGGAGAGGCCACGCAAAAAGCGGUGGGAAGCGGAGCAACGACGAGGGCCAGCGCACCUCUCCGCCCUUAGUUCAUUCCUAUCACUGCGGUGGGCCCAGCGUGUCGGGUGGCGAGGUGCUGCCGGCGCUGUGGUAUAGCGACUGUACCAAAGCCGCGUGGAAGAAGGACGGGGCGUCUCUUGCACAGGAUGAUACUGUGCUUCUCUACAGGAUUGUGUUGCCCCGCCCCCCGUAUGAAGUGUGGGCCUUCUACAAUGACACAAAAGACAUACAGUUUUAUGUAACAAUUCACUUUUACCCUCAUCCAGAGCAGAGGCGCGAGCUGCUGAUGCCGUUGGGUGCAACGACAGUCGUUUGGUUGGAGGACGGAAGUCAGAAUGGGAUGGACGCUGGCAGCGCGGUGGCAAAGCUUGUCGUGGGUCCCACCGAGACGGCCCUCGCGGUGGAGGGGCACAUGGUUGCUUACCGUAUCAUUGUGAACGGUUUCCCCGCCAAUUUCAUGAUGCAGUAA
Trypanosoma cruzi is the source of this 630-nucleotide messenger RNA. Its product is annotated as calpain-like cysteine peptidase, putative. Bases 1 to 630 code for a protein of 209 amino acids. The record is from RefSeq and is a predicted model, not a curated record. NCBI's taxonomy places the organism in Eukaryota, Euglenozoa, Kinetoplastea, Trypanosomatida, Trypanosomatidae. The transcript has a single exon.